AUGUCAAAGCAAAAGACUGUCGUUGUUGGUGCUGGUCCCGUUGGUGCUCUCGCUGCACUUUACGCUGCUGGCCGUGGCCAUGAGGUAGAGGUCUAUGAACUUAGAGGAGGUAUGGAUCCUUCUACUGUUCCACUCAACUUUACCAAGUCUAUCAACUUGGCUCUAUCAGAGCGAGGAAUCAAUGGGCUCAAAAAUGCCAAUGUUCCCGGCCUGAUUGAGUCCGUAUUGGAAGAGACUAUUCCCAUGCAUGGCCGCAUGAUUCACGGAGCAAACCAAGGAGAGGUCUAUGAAGAAUCUCAAAACUACGACAUCUACGGACGGGUACUUUCCACUGAUUCUUACUGUGCCGAUUUCAAAAAGAACAAGGCCUGGUUUGAGAGGCGUGACGAGGGUGUGCGACAAGACCACGCUCAAAAUCCGACUCAAGGAAAAGACACCUCUCAUGCUUCCACCGAGAUUGAAGUGACGUUCGAUUUCAUGAUUGGUACAGAUGGUGCUCAUUCGUCUGUCCGCUACCACUUGAUGAAGUUCACGCGCAUGUCAUACCAGCAGGAGUACAUCGAGACGCUAUGGUGUGAAUUCCACAUGGACCCCUCAGCAACAAACGAUUACCAAAUCUCACCCAACCACCUGCACAUUUGGCCCGGCGGCGAAUUCAUGUUCAUCGCCAUCCCGUCUUUGGACAAGACUUUCACAUCAACACUUUUCUUACCCGCCAAGAUCUUCGCUGAACUGGACAAGGAUCCUUCAUCCUUGGUAGACUUCUUCAACAAGAACUUCCCAGGAGUGGCAGGCAAACUCAUCCCCGAAGCCGAGUUGCAGAAGCAAUACAAGGAAAAUCCGCAUCUGCCACUGAUCAGCAUCAAGUGCUCACCAUACCACUAUGGCUCUUCUGCCGUCAUUCUGGGAGACUCAGCACACGCCAUGGUCCCUUUCUACGGUCAAGGCAUGAACGCCGGACUCGAAGACGUCCGCGUGCUUUUCGAACACCUAGACGCAAGAAGCAACGAUGCAUCCGGUCGCGCCACAGCACUCGACGAGUACUCAUAUAACCGCGCACCCGACGCAGCAGCCAUCAACGACCUCGCCCUCCGCAACUACUAG
Molecule: messenger RNA, 1104 nt
Organism: Aureobasidium vineae
Lineage: Eukaryota; Fungi; Ascomycota; Dothideomycetes; Dothideales; Saccotheciaceae
Source: the annotation of a GenBank genome assembly